This is a messenger RNA of Chaetomium globosum CBS 148.51, 2034 nucleotides long. RefSeq lists its product as uncharacterized. The record is from RefSeq and is a predicted model, not a curated record. Gene Ontology annotation, cellular component: cytoplasm; mitochondrion. The transcript is spliced from 2 exons. Gene Ontology annotation, biological process: mitochondrial glycyl-tRNA aminoacylation. The coding region runs from base 1 to 2034 and encodes 677 amino acids. NCBI's taxonomy places the organism in Eukaryota, Fungi, Ascomycota, Sordariomycetes, Sordariales, Chaetomiaceae. Gene Ontology annotation, molecular function: ATP binding; glycine-tRNA ligase activity.
AUGACCACGACAGCCACCACCCUCAAGGGCCAGCCCCUCGACAAGGCGGCCCUCGAAUCCCUCCUGCGCCGUCGCUUGUUCUACACUCCCUCGUUCGAGAUUUACGGUGGUGUCUCGGGUCUUUACGACUACGGGCCACCUGGCUGCGCCCUGCAGGCAAACAUCAUCGACCUAUGGCGCAAACACUUCAUCCUCGAGGAGGACAUGCUCGAGGUCGAUUGUACCGUCCUCACGCCCCAUGAGGUUCUCAAGACCAGCGGCCACGUUGAGAAGUUUGCGGACUGGAUGUGCAAGGACCCUAAGAACGGCGAGAUCCUCCGUGCCGACCAUUUUGUGGAGGAUGUCCUCGAGUCGCGGCUAAAGGGAGAUAAGGAGGCCCGCGGCCAAAAGGUGGAAGAGAAGGCGGAUGUUGGCGAUGGCCAGAAGACAGAGGAGAAGGCAGAGGACUCUAAGCGGAAGAAGAAGAAGGCAAAGGGCCAGGAGGCCAUCAAGCUGGAUGACGCUGUGGUUCAGGAGUACGAGGAGGUGCUAGCAAAGAUUGACAACUACAAUGGCGAUCAGCUGGGUGAGCUCAUCAAGAAGUACGACCUCAGGAACCCCGCGACCGGCGAACAGCCCAGCCCUCCGGUGGCGUUCAACCUCAUGUUCCAGACGGCCAUUGGCCCCAGCAGCAACACACCUGGCUACCUCCGGCCGGAAACCGCCCAGGGCCAGUUCUUGAACUUCGCCAAGCUCCUUGAGUUCAAUACUGGUCAGAUGCCCUUUGCCUCUGCUUCCAUUGGAAAGUCGUACCGCAACGAGAUUUCCCCAAGGGCUGGUCUUCUACGUGUUCGGGAGUUUCUUAUGGCGGAGAUCGAACACUUUGUCGACCCCGAAGGCCACAAGAAGCACCACCGGUUCCAUGAAGUCGAGGACAUCGAGCUUGAGUUCCUGGACCGCCACGUCCAGCUGUCUGGCAAGACUACUACGACGAAGCUGACCGUUGGGAAAGCCGUCAAGGACGGUCUGGUCGACAACGAGACUCUUGGCUACUUCCUGGCGCGCAUCCACCUCUUCCUUAAGAAGAUUGGCAUUGACCAGUCCAAGAUCCGUUUCAGGCAACAUAUGGCCAACGAGAUGGCCCAUUACGCUUGCGACUGCUGGGACGCCGAGCUCCUCACCUCGACUGGCUGGGUGGAGUGUGUUGGCUGUGCCGACCGGAGCGCCUACGACUUGUCCGUCCACGCUAAGAAAACCGGUGCGCCGCUGAUUGUGCGGCAGCGCCUGGAUGAGCCCAAGAUCAUCGAGGAGUGGGCGGUUGAGAUCGAGAAGAAGAAGUUUGGCCCAUUCUACAAGAAGGAUGGCAAGACCAUCGAGGCUGCCAUCCUGGCUACCACACAAGAGGAGCGCGGCAAGCUCGCUAAGGAUCUGGAGGAGAACGGCAAGACCAUCGUCAAAGUGCCCAGUGUUGGCGACGGCAACGUCGAGGUCAGCAAGGACUUGUUGGCCAUCAAGUGGCAGAAGCGCGUUGAAAACAUUCGCGAGUACACACCUAACGUCAUCGAGCCGUCGUUCGGUAUUGGCCGGAUCCUGUACUCGCUGAUGGAGCACAACUACUGGACCCGAGCCAGCGAGGGUGGCGAUGAGGCCCGUGGUGUCCUGUCCUUCCCUCCCGCGGUCGCGCCGACGAAGGUCCUUAUCGUUCCUCUGUCAUCCCACAAGGACUUUGCGCCCGCCGUCCGCAAGCUGUCGCAGAAGCUCAGGUCCGCCGGCAUCUCUAGCCGUGUGGAUGACUCGUCCGCUAGCAUUGGCAAGCGGUACAGCAGAAACGACGAGCUGGGCACGCCAUUCGGUAUUACCGUCGACUUUCAGACGGUCAAAGACGACACCAUCACUCUCAGAGAGCGUGAUAGCACGCGACAGGUGCGCGCUGAGGAGGACAAGAUCAUCGAGGCCAUCCGGGCGUUGGUCGAGGGCACCAAGACAUGGCAGGACAUCGAGUCUGAACUGCCUCUCUUUGAGGGCCAGCAGGAGGUGGAGGUUACUGUCCGUUAA